CUCUCCCGCCCGCGCGCUCUCCCUCCGCCCGCCUCCCUCCUCCGGCCCCCUCCACGCGGCACAGGGCGGGGGGUGCCGCGAAACUCCGACCUGAACGGCUCGGACUUGCACAGUGUCCUCGGGGCUCAGGGGCCGAGCGCACGCAGUCACAAGCGCAGCUCUCUGCCUCCUGCCAGUCUCGCCUGCGAUCCUGGCCCGGGGCUGUGGCGUCGGUUCGGACCAAGGCAGCCAGAGCCCUCGCAGGAGCCGGACCACCGUCAGAGGAGCUCGGACGGCAUGCUGAGCCCCCUCCUCGACUGAAGCCCGCGUGCCCAGAAGCCCGGGCCAAGCAAGUGCAGGCUAAGGAGACCCAGGAGGCGAAGGCGCGAGCCGGUGGCAGCGCAGCAGCGGAGGAGCAAGAGGAGGCGAAGGCAGAGAGGGGCCCCCCAAAGAAGUGGUGGUGGUGGGCGUCGUGGCCAUGGCGGCGGCUAUCGCCAGCUCGCUCAUCCGGCAAAAGAGACAAGCCCGCGAGCGCGAGAAAUCCAAUGCCUGCAAAUGUGUCAGCAGCCCCAGCAAAGGCAAGACCAGCUGCGACAAAAACAAGUUAAAUGUCUUUUCCCGGGUCAAACUCUUUGGCUCCAAGAAGAGGCGCAGAAGGAGACCAGAGCCUCAGCUUAAAGGUAUAGUUACCAAACUAUACAGCCGACAGGGUUACCACUUGCAACUGCAGGCAGAUGGAACCAUUGAUGGUACCAAAGACGAGGACAGCACUUAUACUCUGUUCAACCUCAUCCCUGUGGGUCUUCGAGUGGUGGCUAUUCAAGGAGUUCAAACCAAGCUGUAUUUGGCAAUGAACAGCGAGGGAUACUUGUACACCUCGGAACAUUUCACACCUGAGUGCAAAUUCAAAGAAUCAGUGUUUGAAAAUUAUUAUGUGACAUACUCAUCAAUGAUCUACCGUCAGCAGCAAUCAGGCCGAGGGUGGUAUCUGGGCCUGAACAAAGAAGGAGAGAUCAUGAAAGGCAACCACGUGAAGAAGAACAAGCCCGCAGCACAUUUUCUGCCCAAACCACUGAAAGUGGCCAUGUAUAAGGAGCCGUCUCUGCACGAUCUCACGGAGUUCUCCCGAUCUGGAAGUGGGACCCCUACCAAGAGCAGAAGCGUCUCCGGUGUGCUGAAUGGAGGCAAAUCCAUGAGCCACAAUGAAUCAACGUAGCCAGUGAGGGCAAAACGAGGGCUCUAUAACAGAACCUUACCUCCAGGUGCUGUUGAAUUCUUCUAGCAGUCCUUCAUCCAAAAGUUCAAACUUAUCAGUGAGGUUUACCAAACAUACAGGCAGCGUUCCCUGUUCUAUCUGCCAUUACACCUUGUUAACAUCCAUACAAAAGCCCCAUAAUUUAGAUUGAGCUUGUGCAAAAAAAUGCCAAGCAUUAUCAAUGAACUAAAUCUGGAAGAAGGACUGCCAAAUUUUCUCAUGAUCUCACCUAUACUUUGGGGAUAACACAGCAAAAAAUAUUUCACAGCACUAACGCUGGUCAAUUUGCAUCCCAACUAAGAAAAUUUAAAAGACCACAAUCAUUCUUUUAAAAACAACAACAAAAUAAAAUUAACUGCUUAAAUGUUUUGUAGGGGCAAAUGAA
This is a messenger RNA of Onychomys torridus (southern grasshopper mouse), 1619 nucleotides long. RefSeq names its product fibroblast growth factor 13 (gene Fgf13). Gene Ontology annotation, cellular component: cytoplasm. The transcript is spliced from 5 exons. Gene Ontology annotation, molecular function: growth factor activity; fibroblast growth factor receptor binding. Gene Ontology annotation, biological process: animal organ morphogenesis; fibroblast growth factor receptor signaling pathway; positive regulation of protein phosphorylation. The coding region runs from base 458 to 1195 and encodes 245 amino acids. The record is from RefSeq and is a predicted model, not a curated record. Lineage: Eukaryota; Metazoa; Chordata; Mammalia; Rodentia; Cricetidae.